UUUGGUUGCUAGGAGACCAAGUUGGAGGAGCUUAGCCUUCUAACUGGCAGCAAUUGGAUAAAAGCAAUUAUUCCUCUCUCUCUAAUUAGGACUUUAUUUUUCUUUUCUUUUUGUUGUAGCAACCUAGAGGCGUGGAUGAUGGUUUGUGUUGUCAAAUUUCGAGGUUGGGGGGCCUGUAAUUUUGUUGUUUUGUGGGUCGCCGUGAUGCCAUCACUCUUUUAUAUAUAUAGAUUUGUUAUGCAAUGCUUUUGACACGAAAUAAAAUAAAAUUGCUAUCUAUUUUUAUUCUGAAAUUUACCACUCUCGGCUUAUACUGGAGUCAAUGUUUUCCCAGUUUUUUUGUGGUAAAAGUAGGUGCCUCGGCUUAUAUUCGGGUCGGCUUAUACUCGAGUAUAUAUGGUAAUUUCACAUAAAGUAUAGAUAUUAGUUCCCCCCCCCCCACUUUCAUUACCUCUAGUUUGCUUUCUGUUUAGAUUCUCCGCGAUGUGUUUAGAUUCCCCCUCGCUGUCCUGCUGCGAUUAGGUUCUCGCAGCAGUUUAGGCGGCGGGUUCCUUCUUUAAGGAUUUACGCCAACCCUUAGGAACUAAAUAUAGAUGAAAAGACAAUUGGGGAGGGUGCAAAGAAACUUUAUCUUUGUUGGAGGAGGAGAAGAGAGAGAGAAGUUUGCUCUCCCCUCCCUCCCUCCCGCUCGUGCUCUUUUGUUGACACGGGCCGGCGGUGUGGUUUGAAUUGCACGACAUACAGGAAUCCUGUUCUCAUUGCCAGUAAUUGCGCUGACUUACCAGGCAAGCUUCAUUUCCUGAAAGUCAGCCGGGCUGGACUUAGAGGAAGCGCCAUGUGCCCUCCUCUUUCUGACUAAACCAAUCGCCGGAGGCUUUUUUUAUAUUAUUAUCAUCCUCAUCAUCGCAAUUGCAGCAGCACCGGCUUUCUUUCUUUCGUCCGCACUCCUCUUUCUCCUUCUUCCCCACUUUCUCUUUUCUCUCUCCAAUUUUUACCCACGUUCUCCAUGCCACGGCUGCUGCCAUGAACCCGGCCUCCUCGUGUCCCGGGGAAAUCCACAAUCCCGCUUUAAUUUUUCGUCCCAACCCGCAUGCCGACCUAAUAUGUCCCAAGUGCAGUUUUGGCUCAAAUACGCCGCUCUCUUCAAGGACUCUGCAUACCUCAACGAGCUCUCCAGCAACUCCCUCUUCUCCUCCCCCGCGGACUCCCUUUCCGACAUUGCCGAUGCUCAGGAAUUCCUGCCCGCCGACAGCCUCAGCCGCGUGCCCACCAUAUGGGACGUCAGCACGCCACAACAGCAGCAGCAGCCGCACCAAACAGAGCCCUUGCCGCCCGACUUGGAGAGCCUAGAAUGCCUACAGGGAAUCGAAAGCCACCUGCCCGUCACCCCGCUCCUCUCCACGAUCCAGUCCCAAACUCAGGUAGAAGAGGAGGAGGAAGAUGACGAAACGGAGGAGCUGGGCCACGCCGAGACCUACGCCGAUUACGUCCCUUCCAAAUGCAAACUGGGGAAGCAGCACCCGGACCGGGUGGUGGAGACGAGCACCCUCUCCAGCGUCCCUCCCCCCGAUGUCACCUACGCCCUCUCCCUCCCGGAGUCCAUCGGCGACAACGGGCGGCUGUCCGCACUACAGCUGGAAGCCAUUACCUAUGCCUGCCAGCAACAUGACGUCUUGCUCCCAAGCGGACAAAGGGCCGGCUUUCUCAUCGGGGACGGUGCUGGGGUCGGGAAAGGCCGGACCGUCGCGGGAAUCAUCUUCGAAAACUAUCUGAAGGGAAGGAAAAAAGCCCUGUGGUUCAGCGCCUCGAAUGACCUCCGAUACGAUGCCGAGAGGGACCUCAAGGACAUUGACGCGCCCAACAUUCCUGUCCACGCUUUAAACAAGAUUAAAUAUGGCGACACAGCUACCUCAGAAGGAGUCUUAUUUGCCACUUACUCCGCCCUGAUCGGGGAAAGCCAGGCCGGCGGGCAGCACCGGACCCGGUUGAAGCAGAUCCUGGACUGGUGCAAGGAGGACUUCGAUGGUGUUAUUGUGUUUGACGAAUGCCACAAGGCCAAAAACGCCAGCUCCACCAAGAUGGGCAAAGCAGUAUUGGACCUCCAGAAUAAGCUGCCACGCGCCAGGGUUGUCUACGCCAGUGCCACAGGUGCCUCCGAGCCAAAGAACAUGAUCUACAUGAGCCGGCUGGGGAUUUGGGGGGACGGCACUCCUUUUCGCUCGUUCGAUGAGUUCCUCCACGCCAUUGAGAAACGGGGAGUUGGCGCCAUGGAGAUCGUGGCCAUGGACAUGAAGGUGAGCGGGAUGUACAUCGCCCGGCAGCUCAGCUUCUCGGGGGUCACCUUCCGCAUCGAGGAGAUCCCGCUCGACCCCGAGUAUGAGAAGGUCUACAACAAGGCUGCGCAGCUGUGGGCCGAGGCCCUGGUGGUUUUCCAGCAGGCCGCGGACCUGAUGGGCUUGGAGUCGCGCAAAUCCCUGUGGGGCCAGUUCUGGUCGGCCCACCAGCGCUUCUUCAAGUACCUCUGCAUCGCCGCCAAGGUCCGGCGCCUGGUGGAGCUGGCCAAGGAGGAGCUCGGCAAAGACAAGUGCGUCGUGAUUGGUCUCCAGUCGACUGGCGAGGCCCGCACCCGGGAAGUUUUGGACGAGAACGAGGGGCACCUGAACUGCUUUGUUUCUGCGGCCGAAGGCGUCUUUCUCUCACUAAUUCAGAAGCACUUUCCUUCGACCAAGCGGAAAAGAGAAAGAGGAACGGGCAUUAAAAGGAAACGGAAGCAGCGGGUCCGCUGUGGCACAAAAGUCCCCAAAUCCGCCUACGACCUCUCCAGCACCUGCAUCAAGAUCAGCUCUGACAGCAGCUCUGACUCGGAGCCGGGGAUGGAGAGCGAUUUCAACUCUUCCCCGGAGUCCCUCUUCGACAACGACGACGUGAUUCUGGUCGAGCGCGGCAGCACCAACGGCCUGGCCUGCGAGGACCGAGGCGGCAUGUAUAUGCCAAGUUCCCAGAAGGAAAUGCAGGGUCCAGGCACGCUGGAGCACGUGGAGAAGUUGAAGCAGGAGCUCCUGUCCAAAGUGAAGGCACUGGGCAAAGAACUACCUCUGAACACUUUAGAUGAACUCAUCGAUCACUUUGGAGGGCCCGAACACGUGGCCGAGAUGACGGGGCGGAAGGGCCGCGUGGUGCGUCAGUCCGACGGCUCCGUCGUCUUUGAGUCGCGGGCGGAACCCGGGCUCUCCAUCGACAACGUGAACCUCAAGGAGAAGGAGCGGUUCAUGAAUGGAGAUAAACUUGUAGCAAUAAUCUCCGAGGCCUCCAGCUCAGGGAUUUCUCUCCAAGCGGACAGACGGGUAAAGAAUCAGAAGCGGCGCGUCCACAUGACUCUGGAAUUGCCUUGGAGCGCCGACCGAGCCAUUCAGCAGUUUGGUCGGACGCACCGGUCCAACCAAGUGUCGGCUCCCGAGUAUAUCUUCCUCAUCUCCGAAUUAGCCGGCGAGCGGCGGUUUGCCUCCAUCGUGGCCAAACGCUUGGAGAGCCUUGGUGCCUUAACUCACGGGGACAGAAGAGCCACUGAGUCCAGAGAUCUCAGCAAGUACAACUUUGAGAAUAAGUACGGGUCCAGGGCCCUCGACAAGGUCCUUCUCACCAUCCUCAACCAGGUGGAAAACAAAGUCCCGGUGCCCAAAAGCUACGAGAAAGGAGACGUCGCCUUCUUUCAAGAGAUGAAGCAGUGUCUCCUUUCGGUCGGGAUCUGCUGCAGAGAGAUGCGGUACGGAUUGGUGUCCGUGGAGAAAGAUUGCUCCAUCGCCAAAUUCCUGAACCGCAUCCUGGGCUUGGAAGUCCAGAAGCAAAACCUCCUCUUCCAGUAUUUCAGCGAUACUUUCGACUACUUGAUUGACAGGGACAAAAAGGACGGGAAGUACGACAUGGGGAUUCUGGAUCUUGCUCCCGGCGUCGACGAGAUCUACGAAGAGAGCAAAGAGGUGUUUCUGACUCCGGGACACCCUCAAGACGGACAGGUGGUCUUUUACAAGAUCAGCGUGGACAGAGGCAUGAAGUGGGAAGAAGCCUACGAGAAGUCGCUCCAACUGACCGGCCUCCAUGACGGCUUCUACCUCUCCCAUAAGGUCCGGGGCAACACGUACACCUGCCUCCUGGCCGAGCAGAACCGCGGAAAGAAUUUCACCCUCUACAAGCCCAACAUCAGGAAGCACAGCCAUCCGGAGAGCCUGGAAAGCCUUCUCAGGAAAUACCAAAAGGUGUCGCCGGAAGAUGCCAAAGAACACUGGGAGAGCAGCUACGCCUUUUCCCUGCAGUUCUGCAACCAUGCCGUGUGGACCGGGCACUGCAAGACGGUGCAAGACGGGAAGGAGUGCCUGCAGGGCGCCCGCCUGCUCCAUUACUACAUGCUGUGCGGGGCGCUGCUCCGGGUCUGGAGCAAGAUCGCCAGCGUCAUCGCCGACAUCACCAACACCAACUACCUGCAGAUCGUCCGCCUCAAGACCAAAGAGAAGAAGAAGCAAGUCGGGAUCAAAAUCCCGGAGUCUUGCGUCCAGCAGGUGCUGAAGGAGCUGAAGCAGAUGGACGAGAACGUGAAGCAGAAGCAAAGGCAAGCGUUGCAGGCGGCGGCAACUACGGUAGCAGCGGCGGCAUCGACGGCGGUGGCUCGUCCGAAUAUGCCGUACCCGCUCCUUCAGCCGCUGGACCUCAGCCAGUCUGCCGCAUUCUUGCCCUCACAGCAGGACGAGAUCUUGGACCUGACCUACAGCCCCUCCAGCGACGACGGCGGUGGCGGUGGCGGGAACGGCAUCCCCGACUUGUGGUCCGCCGCUUCCCCGCAGCCUCACCCUCCGCCGCAUUACGCCUUCCCCGCUCCUUACAGCGUCGCCCCGUCCCCGCACGAACACUUGCCCGCCGGGGCCCCUCCGCUCCCCAACGGCUUCUCGUUGCCCAGCCAGGACAUCAACUACAAGGAGGUCUUGGAGGAGAUGUUGAACUCCCUCAACGUGGGCCUGGAGGACAAUAGCGCCUCGGCCGCCCCGGAGCGCCAGAGCGUCAUCCAGUUCAGCGGCCCCUUCUCGGGCUUCUUCGACGAGGACAGCUGAGUCUUGGCCUCUUCGGGGUGUGUUUGUUUUUUUGUACCGCUCGGACCACUCAAGGGACAGGGACGAACGCAGAAGCAAAGUUUAUUUAUAUAUAUAUAUUAUACAGUCACCUGUUACUAAAUUUUUUAUAUCUAUACCUAUUGACGUACGUCUCGGAAUAGAGGUCCAGGAACGGGGGCGACGUGGGGUGGCACCUUAUGCAAACUACUGAGUUGGAAAGUCUACACUGCCAUCUAAUCCAGUUAAAAUCUGAUAAUCUGUAUUUUAUAGGCAGUGUGGAAGAGGCCUAAGUGAGGCCUAACUCUGCCUGUCCCCUGGGUGAGUGGGUUGCUAGGAGACCAAGUGGGCGGAGCUUAGCCUUCUAACUGGCAGCAAUUGGAUAAAAACCAUUAUUCCUCUCCCUCUAAUUAGGACUUUAUUUUUCUUUUCUUUUUGUUGUAUCAACCCAGAGGCGUGGAUGAUGGGUUGUGUUGUCAAUUUUCGAGGUUGUGGGGUGUUUAGUUUUGUUGUUUUGGCGGUCGCCAGGAUUCCAUCACUCUUUUAUAUAUAUAUAUAUAUAUAUAUAUAUAUAUAUAUAUAUACUAGCUGUGCCUGGCCACGCGUUGCUGUGGCUUAUGGGAAUGCUUUGUUGGCCAGGUGGAAUAGCAAUGAAUAGCCUUGCAGCCUCAAAAGCCUGAAUCCUGGCUGUACCCCGGUUGCUAGGAGACAAAGUGGGCGGGGCCUAAAGGGGGCAGGGCCUACCCUUCUGACCAGCAACCAGGGUUGAAAACAUUGCCAUAUUAUCCAGUUCAAAUCAGAUAAUCUGUAUUUUAUAGGCAGUGUGGAAGAGGCCCUGGGCGCCAUUAAAUGGCUGAGUGGGGAAAAAAGAGUUCUUCCUCCUUCUCUAAUUUGGACUUUAUUUUCCAGGUUUUUUUGUUUGAAAGACAUAGAUGGGAUGGCUAUGUCUUUUGUGGCCAAAUUUGGUGUGAUUUGGUCCAGUGGUUUUGUUGUUUACUCACUCCUACAAACGUACAUUACAUUUUUAGAUAUAUAGAUUCCUUCUCCGGACGGGAGCUCAAUUCCGCCCUGUGGUGGCUCAAAACACAAGUGUAUUGUUUAUUAUUUUUUCCUCUAGUUUUGGACUCCAGCUCCCAAAAUUCCUGGCCUAGGAGGAGGCAUUCGCGGCCAAUUCGGGAUCAGCACGUCAAUGCAACAAAUGCCAUAUUCCGAGCCUAGGAGUGUCAGGAUCACAACAGCAAGUAGGCAGGUUGGUAGGUAGAUAGAUAGACAAGCUUGUAUUUUCCAAGGAUAUUUUCCAUUAUUUUGCUCCCACCCCGUUAGGGUCAUUCCAUGCCAAAAUUUAAAAAAGUUCCUACCAUUGUGUUCUGUCAUUGUGAGGGUUAAAUUGAGACUUAUUCAUCUCUCUGUCUCAAUCUCCCUUCCGUCGGCAAUCUAGCAAUCUGAACAUUUGUUUUGUUCGUUAAUUUUGAAAAAAAAAUGGCCUCAUAAUUUUUUUUCUAAUAAUUCUUGCAUCUUGGUAUUGAUAAGUAAGUUUGAUUGCGUUCGUAAAUUGGUAUCCUAUAUCCAAUUUUUUCAAUAUUAGCAGUCCCAAUUUAUGUUGUCAAAAGCCUUUUCUGCAUCAUUAAUUUCAUCGGAAUCAGCAGGAAAAAAAACUGUACAGGAUUUUCAAUUUACUAGCCCACUCUGUCAUUAUUAGUAGGAAGAAGUCCCAAUUUAUGUUGUCAAAAGCUUUUUCUGUGUCAUUAAUUUCAGGAAAAAAAACUGUACAGGAUUUCAAUUUUUAUACUAAACCAUACAUUUAGUUUCAAUUUUAUUAGACCCUAAAAAUGGCAUUAAUUUCAUCGGAAUCAAUAGAAAAAAAAAUGAACAGGAUUUCAAUUUACUAGCCCAUUCUGUCAUUAUUAGUAGGAAAAAGUCCCAAUUUAUGUUGCCAAAAGCCUUUUCUGCUUCAUUAAUUUCAUCGGAAUCAGCAGGAAAAAAAACAGUACAGGAUUUUCAAUUUACUAGCCCAUUCUGUCAUUAUGAGUAGAAAGAAGUCCCAAUUUAUGUUGUCAAAAGCCUUUUCUGCUUCAUUAAUUUCAUUGGAAUCAGCAGGAAAAAAAACUACAGGAAUUUCAAUUUACUAGCCCAUUUUGUCAUUAUUAGUAGGAAAAAGUCCCAAUUUAUGUUGUCAAAAGCCUUUUCUGCGUCAUUAAUUUCAGGAAAAAAACUGUACAGGAUUUCAAUUUUUAUACUAAACUAUACAUUUAGUUUCAAUUUUAUUAGACCCUAAAAAUGGCAUUAAAUGUCGUGCGUAUGCUGACUGACUGGCCUUCAAAUAAGGAGUCUAAAUCAGCAACUAUUUCAGUUUGAGACUUCACAUUUUGGGAAACUUGGUUUAACAUCUGACUAAAAUUUGAACAAAAUUGGAGAUGUGAUAUUAAUGAAGACAUUGUGGCAUUGAAUGUUUGCCGUUUUUAUGUAUGUUAACCGCCCUGAUUCCCUCUGGGGAGAGAGGGCGAUCUAGAAAUAGUUUAUAUUAUUAUUAUUAUUAUUUUAUUAUGACAGCAAACAAGAUAGAUAUGCUGGAUUUCGUAUCACAAAAUCAAAAGUCGAACAAUGUCAGCUCUAGUUUGUAGUGCGGUUUUCUUGUACUUCCCAAGUGUCUAGGACUGUGUGAUGUAUUGUCGGAUGAUGCGUGCAGAUCCCAGUAGGGUGGCCUUUUGCAGUUGGCAGAUCGUGAUUUUGUCAAUUAUUAUUAUUAUUAUUAUUAGACCACUUGGCAUGGAAUGACCCAUUAGCCAAGUCCCUGAAUAAGAGCAGGACGGAGCGGAAUAAUGAGUUGUUUACCUGUAACUGUUUCUUUUCGAGCGAUCUGUGAAAUUCGCACAUAGGUGCGAUUUCACAGACGCCACAAAGAAGAAAAGACCCUCUAAUACUCAGGAAAAGGAUUCGGAGGCACUUUUUGAAGUCCUCACCAAAUAUAUGGUUGCUUAAUGGGAUCGGAACCCUUCUUUGCUUCUUUUCGAACUGUUGUGUGUUUUAAACCUACUCUCAUAAACCUGACACACCUUAGAAGGGUAAAAUCAAAACUCUUUUUUCCAUUCGAACUGUCUUGCGUUUUAAGCCCACUCUCAUAAACCUGACAUACCUGAGAAGGGUAAAAUCAAACCUCUAUUUUUUCCAUUCGAACUGUUGCAUUUUAAGCCUACUCUCAUAAACCUGACACCUCUGAGAAAGGUAAAAUCAAACCUCUCUCUUUUUCCCAUUCGAACUUCUGUGUGUUUUAAGCCUACUCUCAUAAACCUGACACACCUGAGAAGGGUAAAAUCAAAACUCUCUUUUUUCCAUUCGAACUGUCGUGUGUUUUAGGCCUACUCUCAUAAACCUGACACACCUGAGAAGGGUAAAAUCAAAACUCUUUUUUCCAUUCGAACUGUUGUGCGUUUUAAGCCUACUCUCAUAAACCUGACACACCUGAAAGGGGUAAAAUCAAACCUCUAUUUUUUCCAUUCGAACUGUUGCGUUUUAAGCCUACUCUCAUAAACCUGACACACCUUAGAAGGGUAAAAUCAAAACUCUCUUUUUUCCAUUCGAACUGUCUUGCGUUUUAAACUUACUCUUAUAAACCUGACACACCUGAGAAGGGUAAAAUCAAAUCUCUCUUUUUUCCCUUUCUUCCCUUUAUAUACAAUCCCCGCUCCAGGAUCUCGCCCUUCGCCUUAUCAGGAGAAUUAAAAUACUACUAUAUUAUGUUAACAGCGAACCUUUUAAACUAAAUUAUUACACUGUUUUUGUUUAUUGAUUGUGUAUGUAUUUUGUAGAAAAAAAUGGUGGAGAAAAAAAAAAAACACCUUCUUCCCCUUUUUCCUCUUCUGUCCCUCUCUCAAUGGCACUUUCUAACCUGCUUAAUUAUCGUAAUAAUAAUAAUAAUAAUAUUUUUUUCUAUGCAUAUUUAUAAUUCGUGGGGAAUUGUAUAUAUGUAAAAAAAAAUACCCAAACGAACCUGGGGGAGGGUUUGCUUUUCUUUUGUUUUUCCCUCCUCUUUGUGGAAAAAAAAAAUGUGCCUUUUGAAUGAAUGAUGCCGGGAUUUUCUAUUUGCACCCGAAGGAUUAAAAUUGUUGCCAUUUCCGCUCAGUGGA
Messenger RNA from Anolis carolinensis (green anole), 9220 nucleotides. It is a transcript of the gene sbno2, whose product is annotated as strawberry notch homolog 2. The coding region runs from base 1104 to 5099 and encodes 1331 amino acids. Gene Ontology annotation, cellular component: nucleus. The record is from RefSeq and is a predicted model, not a curated record. Lineage: Eukaryota; Metazoa; Chordata; Lepidosauria; Squamata; Anolidae. Gene Ontology annotation, molecular function: chromatin DNA binding; histone binding. The transcript has 28 exons. Gene Ontology annotation, biological process: negative regulation of DNA-templated transcription; macrophage activation involved in immune response; positive regulation of transcription by RNA polymerase II.